GUUAAAAUCACGUGCAAUCAGCUCUUUCCUUGGUGAUCACGUACUUCCAUAUUUUCGUAAUUACGUAAUUAGACUGUUAGAGUAUAGCUUGCCGCAGCACUAUAAAAUCUCAUGUAAUCGCUCGGCUCUCUCUGAGAUUUUAGUGCAAAUUAAAAGACGACCGAUAUGGACCUUUUCGCGAAGCUGCCGGAGGGAUGCAUCGCUGAAAUCGUUUCCUUCACUUCACCGGCCGAUGCAUCGGCGCUUUCGGUCAUCUCUAAAUGCUUCAAAUCGGCGACUGAAUCGGACACCGUUUGGAAGAAGUUUUUGCCGCCCGAUAUUGAUGAAAUCGUCUCAAAAUCAUCCAUUCCCUAUUAUUUAGCACCUACCAAGAAGGAUCUUUAUGCUUUCCUUUCUCAUUCUCACAUUCUCUUGGAUGGAGGCAAAUUGGGUUUCUUUCUCGACAAAAGUUCCGGGAAAAAGUGUUUCAUAGUUCCACCCUCAGAACUUGUUUUCCCCACGAAGAAUUAUUCAAAUAUUCCGAUUAUGGUACAAGAGCUAAAAUUCUCCAGGUUAUUCACUGCACAUGUUCUUUUCUUUAAUAAUGACGGGAUAUUCAACGUUUGGCUUCUACUUAAUUAUAUGGUUUCUUUUAAUAAGUCAAAUAUUAAAUAAAUCUUUUUUCGAUUAAGGUCUAUUGAUGUGGCUGUAUUGAACUCAAUGGAUGGUAGCAUGUUUUACAUUUUUGGGAGAAUCAGCAGCGAAAAGCUAUCUGAAGAAACACACUACUCAUCCUAUUUGGUGUGCAAACGAUCACCGAAGCAUAGCUACCUCAAUACCUCAUUCAGCGUAAGGUGUAGAUUUGUUGACAAUGAGGGUAGAGUUGUGGGUGUAAGUGGAGGUAAGGAGUUUCGAGUUCCCGUUUGUAGAGAUGACGGGUGGUUGGAGGUGGAAAUUGGGAGUUUUUUUAACGCGGGAGGGAAUCACAACAAUGUCGAAUCUUGUGUGUCAAGUCUUAGUCUCCGGUUAGGACAAUCCCUCAUUGUGCGAGGGAUUGAAUUUCGGCCGAGCUGAAACUACUUUUGGAGGUAUGAGAGAUUGUAGAUUUUUUAAAGAAUUCUUGGAAUAAAAAUAGAACCUCUAGUUAGAGAACAAUAUCUAGCUAGUGAUGUGAAGCGAAAAAAAAGUAACUUUUCAUCUUGAUAUACAUAUUGACUAGACUAGUUUGCCCAUGAGUACAUAAACAUUCUAGCUUGACGGUUGGGUGUAUUUGUUAUCAAUUUGCCCAUGUGAAUGGCCCUGCUAAGAAUAAUCGUAAAAUUCAAUACCUAAUCUAUUUAUCCAUGGUUGUGUAAAAAAAAAUCUAUUUAUCCAUGGUAAGGAAAUCGAAAUUCCUGAGUUUGAAUGCAUCUUUUACCCAGUCACUUCUCCAGGCCGAGUUUAUGUGACUUGAGAAUAUAGUCACUCGAUUUUUU
Cuscuta epithymum is the source of this 1454-nucleotide messenger RNA. The record is from the annotation of a GenBank genome assembly. NCBI's taxonomy places the organism in Eukaryota, Viridiplantae, Streptophyta, Magnoliopsida, Solanales, Convolvulaceae.